Messenger RNA from Manihot esculenta (cassava), 854 nucleotides. RefSeq lists its product as uncharacterized. The transcript is spliced from 2 exons. Bases 59 to 412 code for a protein of 117 amino acids. Lineage: Eukaryota; Viridiplantae; Streptophyta; Magnoliopsida; Malpighiales; Euphorbiaceae. The record is from RefSeq and is a predicted model, not a curated record.
UAUAAGCCAAACCUCGCCUUCCCUUUCUGGUCUACUUGUCAAUCUGCAGCCAAUAACCAUGCCCCCACCACAAUUCACGACGGCGUCUACCAUGCUCCGCCAGCGAUUAGCAUCCUCUCUCAGGACACGCGGAGGCGCCGCGGCGAGUCACAGUCGGUGGACAUCUCCUGGCCACGAGGAGAGGCCCAAGGGUUACCUAUUUAACCGGACUCCACUGCCAGCUGGGCAGUCCCGCAAGUGGGAGGACUGGGAGCUCCCCUGCUACAUCACCAGCUUCCUGACCAUUGUGAUUCUCGGUGUUGGGUUGAAUGCUAAGCCCGAUCUGUCCAUCGAGACCUGGGCGCACCAGAAGGCCCUUGAACGCCUUGAGAUGGAGAAACUUGGUCUCUCUGGUUCUGGAGAAUCGGAGUAGAAUCAUGAUCUGGGGUGACAAAGUUCCUUCCCACAACUGUGCAGUAGCCAAAGAUGGAUCUCCUGUCAUCUGAGAGAUUCUGCCCAAUCUGCAUCUGUAAAAGCUUCAACUCGGAGGUGAUUAUGUUUGGAGUAAAGAAGUCUUUUUCCUGACGCAAACUUUAGGUAUCUCAAGACGCGAAGUACAACCUGCAUAUGAAUCUCGCGAGGGUCAUGCAUGAAUUGCCUGACUAAGUUAAUAACAUAGGCUAUAUCCGGUCGAGUUUGUAAGAGAUAAAUCAACCUCCCUACCAAUCUCUUUUCAAUAUCUAUGGACUCAUCAAUUUCUGCUUGCAUCUUGUGAUUACCUUGAUUUACAUUGUAACAUAUCAGUUUCUUCCAAAAGAUUCAAAAUGUACUUUCUUUGGGAGAUAAAGAUCCCUUUUUAUGAUUUAGCCACCUCA